AUGGCUGAAACAUGGUUUGCUGCAGCAAAGAAAGCGGACUAUGGCACAAUACGAUCACUAGGUUCAAAGUAUUUUAAAGUACACAAUGAAAGCGAUGAUGGAAAUACUGCAUUACUUUACGCCAUCAGUUCUAGCAACAUGCAACUAAUUUCUUACCUAGCUCCUCACGAGGUUCGUGAAACUAAUAUAUUCGGGUGGAAUGCACUGAUGUUUGCAGCGUAUUUUGACAAUCACGACGCUGUGAAGCUCUUCUUAAAUGAUGAAAAGGGGAUGCAAACGCGGGAAGAGUACAAAGGAAUCCCAGCAGGAGCAACAGCGCUUCUGAUAGCUGCUACCCGAGGACAUGCGGGUUGUGUCUCCUUGCUAUAUCCUAUGGAGCAAUCCACUAGCGGCUGGAAUGAUCUUUUUCUCGCUGCGUUUACGCACAAUGCUGCUCUUGUGGCACGCACCAUCUCCUUAGUUUCCACACGUGAUGCUCUUGGACGCACAGCAAUGAUGUAUUUAGUUAUGUUUCCUCGGCACUCAACCCUUGUGCUUCUGGAGGAGUGCAUAGGGUAUUUGGCUCAAGCACAGCAAGGUGCCAUAGAUGCUUGCACUAAGACAGCACUGAUGUAUGCUGCAGAAAACAAUAAUGCAGACGCCGUACAGUUGCUGCUCCAAUUAACCACCCUAGAGGCCAGAAAGCAGAUGGAAACAAAAGAUGAAUAUACUGCUCUAAUGAUAGCUGCUUCGAGAGGCUAUAGUGACAUAGUCUUGCAACUGCUUCCUAAGGAAGCAGGGAUAGUGACUUCCAAUGGGGUCACAGCACUUAUGUUAGCUGUUCGCUACAAUCAAAUUGAGGCUGCACGCUUAUUAAAGGACGCUGAAGCAGAAUUUCAAACGUCUGGCCCGUUUGAUGUCUUUUCUCCAGCAGCCACAGCCUUUAGUAUUGCACAGUACUAUCACCGGCAAGAGCUUCUUUCUCUGUUGGGAGCAGGGUCUUUGCAGUUAACAAAUACAGAAGAGAACAUCACCACUGAAGACUCAGCAAGGUUAGUUCAGUCUCCGAAGGGUGUAACUGCAUCGAGUGCCCUGGCUUUUCAGCAAAAAAGCUACAUGCAAUCACCAACUACUGAGGAUGCCCGAGUAGCGACAAUGAUUAGUCCUAUUUUUAACAGCAAUAUCGAUAUUUCACGACCAACACCGACUAAUCAUUCCAAAGAAGAACCUCAAGAUAACGAUCAGCUGGUUCUCACUGAUACGCAAACAGUUGCAAUUUUAUCGAAUACAGAGGCACUAGAACGACUGAAGGAAACCAACCAAGACUUAGCUACACGCGUUUUCACCAUGCAGAGAUCCAUGCAGUUAGAGUCUAUUGAGCAACAAAACACUAUCGAUAAACUAGACAUAGAACUAAGCUUAACCCGGCAAAGACAGACCGAGUUGGAAAGUAAGCUGAAGUUGGCAGAAGAGAAAAUCACCAUGUACAAAGAUUAUUCACAGCAAGCAUAUAAGCACAACGAGUCUCUAUCAAAGAAAUACGCUGAAUUAAAGGAGUCCCAUGAUUCCCUCGUCAAGGAGAAUGCCCAGUUGUCCGAUAGUUUGGCCUCACUGAAAUCGGAAAAGGCCUCUCUUGAAACAGUGCAUAAGGAUCUAGCUGUCUUGUUUGACGAGCUUCAGCGACAAAUAAAGGCAGACAAAAGUGCAGCAGACUCUCAUAUAACUAAGUAUUCCAACGAAGUUCUAGCUCUGCAGCAAGAUCUCAGCGAAACGAAGCAGGCUCUUGCAGCAGCUCAAGCUGCAGCGCAUAGCAAGGACCAAGUUGCAAGCUCAGUAACUGAAGAGCUCUCGCAACUGAAGCCUCGUUAUCAGGAUUUAACGAGAGAAAUAUCAGAUUUAAGAGCUAAGUACGAAGAGGCGGUCACCCAUAGUAAUACUAUACAACAAGAAAACAACUUAUUAAAAGAUAACUUUGAUAAAGCUACAAGUUCGCUGACCUCACUUAAAGAAGAAAACAUAUGUAUGCAAAAGCGGCUGGCGGAAGCGGAGGCAAUCAACGCUGAACUUCAUACUACAGUGACCGAUCUCAACAAGGCAAAAAUUUCCCAGACCCUAGAGUGUGAAAAACUGAGCGAACAAACUGCGGGGAUGGAGGACCAAGUGCAGGGCUUGCAGCACUCUCUCCAUAAAGCAACCAGCGAAGUGGAGUCAUUGAAUAGUCGUCUAGCAGAGCAAACCCUUGAGUCUCAAAACUUACGCGCCAGUAUUGAUCAGCUCCAGAAGGAUCUUGUUUCUUUAGCUAACGAAAAAGACAUUUUACAAACUCAACUAUGCGCAGACCAGGAGCGUCUUGCUAUUACAAGAUCAGAGCUUUCAGCUGCUCGUCAAAAGGCGCUUGCGUUAGAAGAAACUCUCGAUGUGAGAUCUUCAGACCACAAAACCCUUGAGGCUAAUUUUCAACGUGUACAAUCGCAGGUUGUGGAGCAAACAGAGCUUACCCAGAAAGCUGAAUCUGCAAAGGCUGCACUUGAGAUAAAGCUAGGUCUUAUUGAACAACAGUUGCUGGAAACUCAACGCGGAGCCAACACCGGGCAGCAUGACCUAGCAGCCUUGCGAAGUGAGCUUCAAAUUGCAGCGAAGAAGAACGAGUGUCUAGAGACUCGCACUGCUGAGCUGGAGACCGCUGCAGAUAAUCUAAGUAAGGAGAAGGCAACGUUGGUAGCUAAGCUGCAAGAUAUCACAGAAGAAAGGGAGUCCUUGAAAGAACAAUUGAAUGCCUUUUCUUUUCAGCUAGAGCAAUUACAAAGUGAUAAAUCCGCUUUGGAGCAUCAGGUCUCUGAUCUGCUUGCUGUCAUUUCCCAGGAACAAGAGACCCAGGUCUCCCUCAAGAAGCAGAUCAUCGAAGCGGGCAGGAGGUCAGCAGAACUUGAUGAGGAAGUUCUCCGACUCAAAGAUAAGCUAGACAAGGCAAUAGACGAAGCGUCUACUCUAACUUCUAAACUUGCUAGUUCUGAAGAAGACAAUGCAAAGACCGAAGCAAAAUUUGCAAAUUUGUCUAAAGAACGGAAUUCUUUAUUUAAGGAGCUCUCAACGGUAUCUAAAGAGCUCUCAGACCUCAAGUUGGCCAAUGCAUCUCUCGAGAAGGACGCGCAACUUGCACAGCAAAAGCUCAAAGAAGCUAAUGUUUCAAAGAAAUCGCUGGAGCAGAGCAGUAGCAACUCUUCCAAGAAAAUAGCAAGUCUCUCAAGCGCGAAGACGUCUCUCGAGAAACAGCUAUCCACCGCCAACGCGCACAUCUCUGACUUGGAAAGUCAACUAACCGCGUUAGAGAAAAGAGAUUCCGAAGCAAAGCAGGUCCUGUUAGCAAAGGAGAAAAACAUUACUGAAGCAAACCGUAGUGUCUCCCAAUUAAAACGCCAGCUUAAGGAUAUAAGGGCAGAUAACGAAACAGCUCAAAACAACGUUAUUGCGCUUACAAAAGAACUGACGUCUCUUCAGCUUUUGAAGGACCAGACGGACGCCACAGUGGCAAAGCUUACUAAAGCUGUUGCAGACGAAAGGGAGAAGAAUGAAAGCUUGAGCAAACAACUGAAUGAGGCAAAUGGGCAAAUAUCUACUUUACAGAGUGCUCAAGACAGCAUAGAGCUAGCACGUCUGUCAGCUACUGAUAGAGUUGAAGCGCUUCUUUCGGAGAACAAAGGCCUCGGUGAACUAAUAACAGACCUCAAGACUAUAAUAUCGAGAACCCAAAACAUGCUCCAGGAAAUGACCGAUGAGAAAAAUAACGCACUCGAAAGGUUAAAGCAAGCUGAUAGCAAGAUUGCCACAUAUGCACUCGAUCAACAGACAACUAAAGCAUCUGUGGAUCAGCUCCGAGCAGAUCUCAGUACGAUGGAGGGAGCAAACAGGCAGCUUCAAAAAGAUAUUGUUAUCCAGACAGAGCUCUGUGAGGACCUCGAAAGAAAAAAUAACCAAUUGAGCAAACAAAUUUCUGAGUUGAUAAAAUGUCAAGCUGCGUUAGAAGAGCAAUUACAAAGCAAGGAUGCAGCUUUCACUGAAGAGCAAUCGGCACGAGAUGCUCUUCAGCGCGAAUUGUCUUUGGCCGACAAAAGGUAUCAAGAUCUUCAAGAGGAGCACGUGGAGCUAAAGCAGGCGCUUGCAAAUAAAAGGAUUGACAUUGAGCAGAUGAGUAACUCCAAACUGUCUGCUGAUGCAGCUCUCCAAAAAGCUAUGGAGAAAUGUUCUGCGCUUCAGGCAGAGGUAACCCUAGGCCAGAAGAGUAUCGAAUCAAUGGCUCAGCAUAUUAGGGUGCUUGAGAAUGAGAUAGACAGACUUAAAGAAAAGAAUGCAAGCAUAUUUGGAAGCUUGUCACAAGCCGAGGCGUCAAGUGAAAGCUUAGAACGAGAGCUCAAGGCAGCUAAAAGGAAAAUUGCAGAGCUCGAGGAGCAUGGUCUGGAGGUCGAGCAGGGACAAGAGCGCAUAUUUAAGGGCUUGCAAACGGUUACAGGAGAAAAAGAUGUUAUUGAGCGGAGGCUCAAGGAAAAAACGCAAUUAGCUGAAGAGCAACAUGCAGAGCUGGAGGCCUUGAAAAAAGCACUUGCAGCUAGCAACGAGCUAAAUACGGAUUUAACCUCCAAUUCUGAAAGUAGUGUUAAAAGCAUUCAGCAGCUCUCUAGACAAUUAGCCGAAUCCCAAGGAGAAAUUGCAGGACUGAAGCGAGGUGCAGAGCUGACUGCUCGUAGGUUGUCAGAGCUGGAGGCCUUAUGCGAUGACCAGGCAAAGGUAAUUUCGGUGAAAACUAGUACUACUACUGAGCUACAGACGGAAAGGGACCUUCUUUUUAAAAAGUUGGCUGCAUGCACAGCUGCAUCCACAGAGAUCGAAGACACUUUAACAACGAUGCAGAAAGAAUACUCGGAUCAAUCCAGAAAGCUUAUGGAGCUAGAGGCAGAUAACUUGACUCUUCAAAGAACCGUCUCAUCCUCUGAAAAAGCUAUCGAAGAUCUUAACGUAGCUCUUAUGGCUGCAAACCAAGCUGCAGACGAAAGUGGAAGGAAGAUUUUAGACUUGGAAGGAAGACGCGAGAUUUUAGAGCGUUCGCUGGCACAUGUCAACAAGCGGAAUACAAGCUUAGAGGCGGAAAAGGAGCAACUAGCCAAGAAUUUAAUUGAGGCAAAUCGAUGUAUGACCGAUGCCGAGCUCGAGCGAAACACCCUCACAAGGGAGAAUGCGUCUCUUCGAGCUGCAGCUGCUGAGCUAGAAGGAAAGCUAUCGACGUCUGCCACAGCAUUAGCCGGGAAGACUGCUGCCGUACUAGAUUUGGAAAAUCAAGUUGAACUGCUGACUCAUGAGCGUUCGGACCUAAUGGCUUUGAAAUUAGAACUUGAAGCCGAGCGAGAUUCACUGCAGGUACGUGUAAAGAUGCAUGCAGAGACCAUUGUGGAGAUGGAGAAAAGCAAGGCCGAUACUGAGCAGCUUCUAGUCACUACAAACACUAAGCUUGUUGAGCAGGAAAUGGCCUUUCAAACAGCUGAGAGAACACUAAAGACUCUGAAGGAGAAAGUUAGAUUGACGAAACAGGAAAAGACUGCAGCUCUCUCAAUUCAGGCAGAUCUCAAAAGUGAAAUUGCAACUCUUUCAGAGACUAUUAAGACAUUAGAAGAUACCGUCAACAGCCUUACCAAGCAGAUAUCAGAGCGUGAUCGUGAUAAUGAAAGCCUUCGAACAGUUGCCAACGGGCAUAGAUCGAACGAAGAAAAAGCUCUGGAAGAGGUUGAGCGGCAACGGAAUAUUAUUCUCGACUAUCAGCAGCAAGUGAGCCAAGCAAGCCUUGAGCAAUUGGCACUGACACAAAAGAUCGACCAGGAAAAGAAAAAGGUUGUUGAUGCCAUGGCAUCUAAGGAAGGACUACAAGAUGACCUUCAGGCCCUUCAGAAACGCUAUUCUGAACUCGAAACAGAGUAUGAUGCCAUAAAAAAGGCACUAGCUAGUAAUAACGCUACAAUGGAGAAGCUAACGCUUCAGUGCAGUAGCUUGACUGCUGAAUUAAGUACUUUGAAACUACAAUAUAAUAGCACACGCGUUGAACUGGAAUCAGCCCAGAUGUUAGUAGAAGCAACAAAAAAGGGUUCUGCGUCUUUGCAGGGAGAAAUAGACAAGCUCACACGUGAUCUUCAACAGGCAAACGAAGCGAAUUCUCAGCUACGUGCUGAGCAGAACGUCCUUCAGCAGUCCUUGGACAACGCCAAUGCAAGCCUCAACGCCCUUGUCACUCAGGGCGAGACUUUGUCCAGGGCCACUGCAGAUAGCAAUAAGAAACUCCACGACUAUAUGAGCGAACUUACUUUGAAGAAUAACGAGGUUGACUCUCUUAAGAGAUUACUAGCUCGGAAAGAAGCAGAUCUUGAGGAGGUGCAUACCCGCAUAACUAGUAAGAUAGAGGAGAUAAGUCAGUUGUAUUCAGAUAAGGAACAGGCAGAGGCACAGAUCUGUGUGCUGCUUUCGGAAAACUCUGAUCUGAAAAUGUCAAUAAGUGCCUUAACUUCUACUUUAGACUCCCAAAAACAACUUGUGAAGGAUUUAGAAGGAGAGCUUAUCUCGGCUCAUGGUGAGUUAAAGAAUACCUCUUCUGAAGUAGGACGACUGGAGCUGGAGCUUCAAAAUCUCAGAGGCGAUAAUAAAGAUAGCCAUAAUCGAAUAGAAACACUCAAUCAGCAAAUGAUAUCUUAUGACAAACAGAUGGCUAGCAUAGCAGAAGAAAAAGAGGGUCUUCUGAAGUUAGUUUCCCAGCUUAAGUUGACAAUCAAUGAACUCACGUUAGCAAAACAAGAGCUUGGCGCUAGCUUAGCCACUGAAAAGAUGGCAUCUCUAAAACUGGCAUCUGAAAAUGAUGACCUGCUAAAGCGCUUAGAGUCCGGGCGGGCUGCCUAUGAAGAGCUAUCUGCAGAACACAAGAGUCUAUUAGAAAGAUACCAUACUUUGAACUCUAUGAAGGAGUUAGCAAAUACCGAGCUAAAUGCUUUAAGAAGCACAGCAAAUAUGUCAAAAGCGGACAUAGAUAAAUUCUCUGCAGAGUACGAGCGAUUCAGAGCCAAAGCGUCACAAGAUCGGGCGGUUAUCGUAAAGCUGCAAAGUGACCUUGAGAAGCUAGAGAGUAAGAAUAAGUUCUUACUCGAUGAAAAAACUCAGUGCACAAAGAUUAUAAAGAAUCUAAACAAGGACAUUGUAGACUUAAAGCUGCAAUUGCAUUCGCUUGACCAGUCCAAGGAAAGUGCUACUCGCAAGCUCUCCGUGCUCGGAACUGAUAAGGAAGCUCUCAUCAAGGAGGUUGAUAGCCUUAGGAAGCAGACCUGUGAUCAAGAGCAUUUGAUCCACGAACUCCAGAAACAAUCUAAGGAGACUGAACGUCUUAAAGAAGACCUUGCACAUAUGAAUACGACAAUGGGAGAAUUUGCAGAUAUGUAUGCAGUAACGAUUAAUAAAUAUGCGGAUGCCAUGCGUCACCAUGAUGAUAUCUCCAAAUUCAUGCCGAAAUACAAUACAUACAUGUCUGACGCCGGGCUGAUGACGGAUGCACGUCUUCGACAUUUCCUAGAAAACAAUAAGGCGCUUCUAGAUGAAAAGGCAUUAGUCGAACGCAAAUUCAAGCGACUAAGCGAAUAUGUCAAUUAUAUCAAGGCCGAAUUAGUCAACACAGACAUGAAAUAUUUGGCAUGGAUCCAGCACAAAACAGCUGUGUUCAAUAGGUCCGUGGCAAAUGCUCGGCCUACUUCUCGACCUGACUUCAUGACCAAAAGAAUUGACGAGCAGGCUCGGCGGCUCUCGACAGCCUUGGAACCAACAGAUUUCAGCGCAUCCGAUGAAAUGAACAUUGAGCGGGCAUCGAUUGAUAGAGCUUCAUUGGCUAAGCAGCUACAGGCCUGUGAUAUUAAGUAUGACGCGACUCGCACUGCUCAAUAUGAUCAUUACCCAUCACGUCCGAGUAGCCAAAACAACUAA
This is a messenger RNA of Giardia duodenalis, 7977 nucleotides long. Its product is annotated as Ankyrin repeat protein 3. The record is from RefSeq and is a predicted model, not a curated record. NCBI's taxonomy places the organism in Eukaryota, Fornicata, Diplomonadida, Hexamitidae. Bases 1 to 7977 code for a protein of 2658 amino acids. Gene Ontology annotation, molecular function: protein binding. The transcript has a single exon.